Temnothorax curvispinosus is the source of this 6950-nucleotide messenger RNA. It is a transcript of the gene anne, whose product is annotated as probable cation-transporting ATPase 13A3. Bases 1079 to 5314 code for a protein of 1411 amino acids. Gene Ontology annotation, biological process: intracellular calcium ion homeostasis; polyamine transmembrane transport. Gene Ontology annotation, cellular component: membrane. The record is from RefSeq and is a predicted model, not a curated record. The transcript is spliced from 11 exons. NCBI's taxonomy places the organism in Eukaryota, Metazoa, Arthropoda, Insecta, Hymenoptera, Formicidae. Gene Ontology annotation, molecular function: ATP hydrolysis activity; polyamine transmembrane transporter activity; ATP binding.
CAUUUUUUCAAUUAUAUAAACGAGAUAAUAGAUAAGAGUUACAAAAUCUUGAAAAAUAUGAGAAAUUUGGUAAAUAACAGAAGGAACUUAUCAAAAGAAUAGAUAUAGAUAGUUGCAUCUACAUACAUAGAGAUUGCCUAAUUUGUGUUGACAAAAUUAACAAAAAUAACCAUUUAUAUAAGUUCAACGUUCAAUUAUAAUCCUAGCCGAAGAUAAAAUCUUAAUUCUGAUAUCAAUCUUAGAUCGGGAUUAUAGAUGUUUUCUAAAUUUUGCUAUUCAGGUCAUCACUAUGAAUGAACUAUCCUUUAGUACGUGAUUUCAAAGUGUGUGUAACGAUUAAUAUUUAUCUUUAAUCGCGAAAGAAUUUCAGGAAGACACGAUUUCGAAAGGUUUCUUUCGAUGCUAUCAUACCGUAAAUCUAGAUCGUUGACAAAUCGGCUGGCAAGCAAAUGGCUCAUAACGAUAAGAGAAAACGACUUUCGGCCGAUGGUGGCGGUAGCACAUACUAUACGACGUGAUAUAUCGGAAAGAGCGCAGUGUUGUCCGAUGCGCCGUCGCGCACCGUCGUCGCUUUCUCGAUCGCGCGACCGCGAGAUCGCGAUCGAGAGAAGCUUAGUGUAUCGGAGAUCUAUUGCGACACAUUUCCAAUGAAGUGUCGGUGAACCUGUCAAAUCUAGCGCGAUGCAUAGAAAUCACUUGGUUUACGACUAUUUUUGAGAUUCUACAUUCCAUAACUCUCUCUCUAUUCCAAGUAGCGGGACUUAUCAAUAUCAUUUCGAAACACGAAAUAACGGAGCUUAAUAAUCGUGUAACUAGAAUAAAGUGUAACUAGAAUUAACUUUUGUGGACUGGUUAAUAUAUUUAAAAAAUAGACAUUUUUUAUACUCUUACAAAUCUUGUUAUAUUUUUUUCUACUCGACGUCACAUAGGAUUGGCUAAAUAGGUUUGCAAAUGCAACACGGUAAGAAUUGCAACACGAUUGUGAGAACAGGAUAUAUUCACCUCACAAAGAAAGAGAUCACCGAGAACCGCAAGAAAACUCACAGCAAUUCACUGUUGCUCAUCGUACGACGGCAAGAUGGAUACAGCGAAUGGUACUAGAGCCAACGGCCUUCUACAUUUGAAGAAUGGCGUUGAUUAUAUCAAUCCCGGUGAAGAGGACCAGAUGGAAAUUUACGGUUAUAGACGAAACCGCAUGCGGACCGUUAUUAUCUGGUUCCUGAUUAUCAUUACCGGAGGCUUCCUGAGGCUGAUAUUCCAUUGGGUCCCACGUCUCAUGCUUUUAGCCACUCAUACCAAGUGCUCUUUGGAAGAAGCGGAAACCGUUUUGUUGAUCGAGAAAUUUCAAGGAAAACACACGAGUCAUUACGUGAAGAAGUUGAGGAUUUUGACCGCUCAGGAGAUUAUUAAUAAAUCUUUCCAAGAAGAAUCUCUAAUCGAUGAAGCAUGGGACGGGAGUGUAAUAACCGCCAGAGAGGAGAAGGAAACCUCCCCGAUGUUGUCCGUGCAUCUUUCCGGGGGUCAAUUCAAACAGGUGCCAUCCAUAACCAUCUUCAAUUGCAAGAAGUUGACCUACGUUUGGGACCCGGAAAGAUCGGAAUUCUUGAAACUGCGUGGCCUCGACACCGACGUUCUUACGUCCACGUUACAUCAAGCACAAGGUCUCAGUUCUCAGGAGCAGUACAUGAGGCGCAACGUUUACGGCAACAACGAGAUCGUGAUUCCCGUGAAAAGCAUAUUCACGUUACUCUGCCUCGAGGUGCUCAACCCGUUCUACGUCUUCCAACUAUUUAGUUUUUGUCUGUGGAUCGCAGACGACUAUUAUUACUAUGCCAUGGUCAUUCUCACGAUGUCAAGCGCCGGAAUUAUAAUGGCAGUCUUCCAGACGCGACGAAAUCAGCAUAAUUUGCGCUCGACGGUGCAUUCGUCCGAUGUCGCCACGGUCAUGCGAGAUCGUACGACCAGUCAAACCGCAAUAGUGCCGACCGAACGUUUGGUACCCGGUGACGUCUUGGUCAUUCCAUCUCAUGGAUGCCUAAUGCCAUGCGAUGCCGUGCUGUUGACCGGCAACUGUAUCCUCAACGAGUCCAUGCUGACGGGAGAAUCUGUACCUGUCACGAAAACGCCAGUUCCUUCUUCCAACGAUGUGAUAUAUAAUACCAAAGAACAUGCUAGGCAUACGCUUUUCUGCGGUACCAGAAUUAUACAGACAAGAUACUACGGUAGUGAGAAGGUAUUGGCUGUGGUCAUCAGGACAGGUUUCAAUACCAGCAAAGGAGAUCUUGUGCGAUCCAUCAUGUAUCCCCCGCCCGUGGAUUUCAAGUUUGAACAGGACUCGUAUAAAUUCGUUAUAUUGUUAGCGUGCAUAGCCAGCAUCGGCGUCGUUUACACAAUCGUGACGAAAAUAAUGAGAGGCGUUCACGGCAGUCAUAUUACUCUGGAAGCAUUAGAUCUCAUCACUAUUGUAGUGCCACCGGCAUUACCAGCUGCCAUGACGGUCGGACGUCUCGUAGCACAACGUAGAUUGCAAAAUAAUAAAAUAUACUGCACGAGCCCGAGAACGAUUAACGUGUCAGGAUCCAUCGAUUGCAUUUGCUUCGACAAGACUGGAACGUUGACCGAAGACGGUCUGGAUAUGUGGGGUGUGGUGAGCGUAUCUGACGGAAAGUUUCAGUUGCCUGUCAAGGACAUCGCUAGUCUGUCGUUGUCCGAGGUUCUUAUCGGCAUGGUUACAUGCCACGGAAUCACGAUAAUCGACAACCAAUUGGUAGGAGACCCGCUCGAUCUAAAAAUGUUUGAAUCCACUGGAUGGACGCUGGAGGAACCUGAUGUAUCCGAUACAUCUAAAUUCUCCAUGCUUUUUCCGACGAUCGUUAGGCCAGCAAAGGAUUCCAAGCUUCUCAAGAAACUGCCCAACGAUUUGGGCGGUACGCUCAGUCGACAAAACUCCGUGUCUUCCGACGUAAUGGACGGAAUAUCUCUCAGCAACCUCCACGACGCUACGUUCGGUGAUUCUUCGACGGAACUGGAACAAGGACUGGAAGUGGGCAUUGUCCGGCAAUUUCCCUUUACAUCGAGUUUACAGAGGAUGAGCGUGAUCACCAGGACAUUGGGCGCCAAUCACUAUGAACUUUAUUGCAAGGGUAGUCCAGAGAUGAUCCUCAGUCUCUCAAGAGCAGAAUCUAUUCCUUCAGAUUUUGCGGCCGUUCUACAAGAAUACACGUCCGAGGGAUAUCGAGUAAUCGCCCUCGCGCACAAAUCUCUGAACCGUCUUCCGUAUGCCAAAGUGCAACGCAUAAGUCGUGAAGCCGCCGAAAUUGAUUUGACAUUCUUGGCGCUUAUAAUUAUGGAGAACCGACUGAAACCCGAAACCUCACCAGUGAUCGCCGAACUGAACACCGCUUGCAUCAAGACGGUGAUGGUGACGGGCGAUAAUAUGUUGACCGCACUCUCUGUGGCUAGAGAUUGCGAUAUUGUAAAGCCAGGCACGCCGGUUGUCGCCGUCUCGACGAAUCAGCAGAAUCAGCUGAAACCGCAAAUCUAUUUCACGAAGAGCGAUAGUCAACCAUCACCGACUUCACCGAACGGUCAGCCCGAUCUCAGCGAAAUGACCGAUUUGAACAGCGUGGUUAGCUUGGAAACCGUCGAGAGCGGCUCUUUCGGCAACACCAAGUUGGAGGACGAUAUCAAUUAUUUAUCGGACGAUGUACAAUACCUAAAGAAUAAAUACGUAUUUGCAUUGACGGGAAAAACGUGGGCGUUGAUGAAGCAGUAUUACCCAGAACUAAUACCCAAAGUGGUCACCCGCGGUGCCAUUUUCGCAAGAAUGUCGCCCGAUCAGAAGCAGCAGUUAAUUCAAGAACUACAGUCCUUAGGAUACUACGUUGCCAUGGUGGGAGAUGGUGCUAACGAUUGUGGCGCGUUGAAAGCGGCGCACACCGGGAUAUCCUUAUCGGACACGGAAUCUUCCGUCGCAUCGCCCUUCACCAGUCGCGAAACCAACAUCUCCAGUGUUCUAACGGUGAUACGCGAGGGUCGCGCCGCGCUGGUGACCUCCUUUGGCAUUUUCAAAUACAUGGCUUCCUACUCGCUCACUCAAUUUAUCUCGGUGAUGCUCCUCUACAGCAUUGAGUCGAACUUGACGGACAUCGAGUUUCUGUACAUCGAUCUCUUCAUCAUUUCCAUAUUCGCUUUCUUCUUCGGUCGCACCGGGGCUUAUGAGGGCCCGUUGGUAAAAAUGGCGCCGCUCAACAGCCUCAUUAGCACAUCGCCAAUACUCAGUUUGAUCACCCAACUUCUAAUCGUCGCAAUUUUCCAAUACACAAGUCUCUGGCAUCUGCGUCAGAUGCCAUGGUUCGUGCCAUUCAACCCAACCGCAACUGAGGAUAAGGAUGACGUGGGUUGCAUGGAGAAUUACACGGUCUUCAUCGUCAGUUCUAUGCAGUACAUCAUUCUGGCGGUAGCGUUCUCCAAAGGACCACCGUACAGAAAGUCUCUCUUCACCAAUUACGGCCUACUCACCUCCUUCGUUUUCCUUAGUCUCUUUUCCAUUUAUCUCGCGAUAUGUCCCUUCGAAUGGCUAACUACGUGGUUCCAGCUCGUUCUGCCCAACGAUCUGGGCUUCCGUUUCGUUCUAGUUGGCUAUGGCGUGGUAAAUUUCGUGAUUGCGUUACUGAUUGAGUAUAUCUUUGUGGAGUAUCUUGUGUUCGGCAAGUUGCGCUAUCGCUGGCACGACGUGGAUAAAUCUCGACGGAAGUUCCUAGCCAUCGAACGAGACAUGGCGCGCGAUUCCAAGUGGCCGCCGAUUUCCCAGGAGCCACUUCCGGAAGUAGCGCCGAAUUUAUUAAUUCGGCAGAAUGUCACCGAGAUCAAAAUUGAGAAACGGAUCACCGAGUCAUGCCUUCCCGCCGACACUAGCUUCAUGAAUACCUCGCCGAUUUGCGCCGGUUUCAAACACUUCGGCUCCGCCCGCGAAGUUACUCUCAAUCCCAGAUCCCUCUUCGACGAUUGUCGAAACACAGUGUCGAUGCAGACGGUGCCGUGCUUCGAGGACAAGGACUUGUCGACGAAACAACCAGAUGCGGAAACUAAAGUAAAACGACGACACAAUUCGGAAUCGGCAAAUGGCAUCAAUCGCUACGAGAAACCCUACAUGAAUCACAAUACCAAUCCCAUUGCCACGCUUCCCAGAAAUCCUAACGCAACCCCUCAACCGCAGAAGCUGAGAGACUUCAAGGAUGUCUUAGUGCACAAGAGCGACGAUCGAGUGUCCAACACCAAGAACGUGCUUGAAUUAGAUAUCCUGCCGUCCUGAGGUUCAAAGCACUCGAAAGAUCGGUCGAGAGGUAGCUGAGUACCUUGAAAUCAAUCCAAUAGCUAAUUAAUUCAGAAUAUUAUUCAAUCUUCAUUUCUAAUCGACGCAUUUAGGGCAUCGAAGCGAUAAUUAUACGAUCGAUAUGAGGCAUAAUCUGAAAAGCCCGGAUCUUUGACACAGCAAUUUCGUGUUUUAAAUGCCUGAUGCUCUUGUAAUCUCAAUUUUCGAUAAGCUCUCCUUCCAUCCGGUAUUUGUGAUAGCCAGAAUACGUAUUUGAUAUCAUUAAGAUGAUGAUAAUUCGUUUUAUGUAAGAAGUGAAUGGCGCCCGACUUGAAUUUCAUACUUGAUCAGGCGAUUUCUGUGAGUCGAUGUGUUUAGUCAGUAAUAGUAUCCACUACUUGGGGAUUAGUGACGUUACUUAAACUAUGUAGGAAUAAACCGGACAUUAGAACAGCAUUAAAGCUGUUUAGUCAUUACUUGCGAUCUCUCGCUAUUUAAUUAGACUUUAUCAUUUCAUUAUUCUUUUGUAGAACGGCUCCUCUUUCGCUUGGAAGUAAUUAUAAUAUUUAAUACGUAAUUUGUUGCAUAUUUGCGUAUGUAAUUUAUUACAUUUAUCAAUAUGUAAUUUAUAUAAUUAUUAUUUAAUUUCCUAAUCGUAUAAAUCGCUUUCUAACUUAGGAUUAUUUAUAUUUCGACUCAGGCCAGGGUCCCUUUUGACCCAUUCCUCCUUUAUGCCCUAGUCCUCUUCCUCCUUUCUUUUAUUAGAAUCCGGAAGCAGAAAAGUAUUAUUGUUAUUUAUCUUCGAAAACGAGAAAUUGUAAAUUGUAUAUUGUAUAUUGUAUGAUAUGCAAAGCAGAAUCCUCUGGACGGAGCGUAGGGUAUUAUGUUUUAAAGAUCUAAAUGUUUACGACAACAUUUAGCCCAUGAUCUUAAAGUGAAGCGUGAACUUCGAGAAUAAGUCAGCGUGAUAAUAUCUUUUUUCACUACGAUUCGAACGAAUACUUAAGCUAACUUGCGACUUACAAUUAAUCCUCCAAAGUACGUUUAGCUGGCACGAAAUUGACAUUAACUAUCUGGCCGCUAUUUCCCGACUUGUUUCCCCGAUGCAUUUUUUAUAGCCCCGAGUUUUAUUUGUAUUUAUUCAAAUAGCAUGAUUGUACAUAAGUAAUUUAUAUAUAGCGCAUAACAUAUGCGCAUUGCAUUUUAAGAAACGAUAAGAUUCGAGAAAUAAUUAGGAAUGAUGAUUGUGGCUCAAUGUGAUUGUGAAAUUGAUUCGUUGCUAAUAUUGUUAAACGUUCAUCUCGAAAGUCAUUCCACGAUGAAAAAUUUGACUUGAACUAGAAAUGAUGUUGUGCGAGGAGUUUGGUGACAUAUUUAGGCGUAUUACAUUAAGUAAUGGAAUUAUCUUGAAUAUUAUGCGACGUUAUAAAAUAGGCUAAACCGACAGCGAUAAACUAUUGUCGCUACUCGGAGCCGAUUACGUACUGUUAAACAACUAGGUAUAUCAAGAUAAAAAAAAUAUGUACUUACAAAAUAUGCGCAACGGAUAUAGAUACUUAAUUGCGUUGGUUUACCUACGACGCUACAGUUCGUGUUGAAAAGUAGCGGUAGUCAAAUAAAAUAUGUUUUUAAUGUA